Molecule: messenger RNA, 1429 nt
Organism: Dendrobium catenatum
Lineage: Eukaryota; Viridiplantae; Streptophyta; Magnoliopsida; Asparagales; Orchidaceae
Product: heavy metal-associated isoprenylated plant protein 3
Exons: 5
Coding region: 124-1173 (349 amino acids)
Molecular function (GO): metal ion binding
Source: RefSeq, a predicted model, not a curated record
GGGAAAAAUUUAGAGCCCUAGAAUUUUCCACACAACUGCCUGUUGCCUAUUUAUAGGCGACCAUUUCUAUAUUUCAGUUAUUCGCAUAGAUCGAUAGAGAGCGAGCGAGAAGAAAGGGAAGACAUGGGAGAGAAUAAAGGAAAGGGAGAUGAGAAGGAGAAGAAGCCGAUUGAAAAUCAGAAGGAUAAGAAUGGAGGCGGUAGCGAGAAGAAGAAGGAAGGUGGCGGAGGAGGAGGGGCGGAGAAGAAGGAAGAAGGGCCGCCUAAAGUCGUUCUUAAGGUCGACAUGCAUUGCGAGGGCUGCGCAUCAAAGAUCAAGCGCUGGGCCAAAGGAUUUGAAGGAGUGGAGGGCGUAACGCUGGAUAUGGCGAACAACAAACUGACAGUUAUUGGGAGUGCGGAUCCCUGGAAGCUUCGAGAGCAUCUAGAGGCUAAGACUCGUAAGAAGGUUGAAAUCGUGUCGCCAGUAAAUCCACCAAAGAAAGAAUCCGGCGACGGCAAGAAGGCUGCCGCCACCGACGGCAAGAAGCCGGCCGACGGACAGAAGAAGUCCGAAGCCGCCGGAGACUCUAAGGACAAGCAGAAGCCCGCCGAUAAGAAAUCCAAGGAGCCGGUGGCGUCUACUGUGGUGCUCAGGAUACGUCUUCACUGCGAUGGCUGCAUUCAAAGAAUUAAAAAGACCAUUUUCAAGAUCAAAGGGGUGCAAGAUGUGAGCGUCGACGCUCAAAAGGAUUUGGUGACGGUGAAAGGGACCAUGGACGUGAACUCGCUGCCAUCGUACCUCAAGGACAAGCUCAAUCGCGGAGUCGAGAUUGUCUCGGCGACCACCGGCGCCGGCGGCGGCGGUGGUGGAAGCGAGAAGAAGGAGAAACCCGCUGCCGCAGCCAGUGGAGGUGCAGGCGGUGGCGAAAAGAAGGAGAAGGGCGGCGGCGGCGGCGGCGGUGGUGAGAAGAAGGGUAAUGGCGGAGGAGGAGGCGGUGAGAAGAAGGGUAAAGACGGAGGAGAUGGUGGGAAGAAGGAAGAGCCGGCGUCGGCGACAGCGUCGGCGGCGCCGCCGGUAGUCGAGGCGAACAGGAUGGAAUAUUACGGUGGGCCGUACGGGUACAGGGCGGAGAUGUUGCACGCUCCGCAGCUCUUCAGCGACGAAAACCCAAACGCCUGCUCGGUUAUGUGAUGCCUGCGGCGCAUCUUUGGUUAUCUUAAGUGAUGCCAGCCAGCGUUUUAUUAGCUAUUAUGGUAGUAAAAUAGGGUUUAUUGUUGUAGAUAAUGAUAGAAAUGUAGCGUUUGAGACUGAGCGUGAAAAGGCAAAGCUAAAAAAUGACGGUUGUCGGUCGAGUUGAGAGUGUCUGUCCGCUACUUUUUAGAGUUGGUUUAUUCAAUUUUGUUAAAUAAUAUAUUUAGUACUUUAAUGGAUAAUGCUCUUAGAGUUA